Linum trigynum is the source of this 4386-nucleotide messenger RNA. Lineage: Eukaryota; Viridiplantae; Streptophyta; Magnoliopsida; Malpighiales; Linaceae. The record is from the annotation of a GenBank genome assembly.
UCAUACUUAUUGUUGUCUUUUUAUACUCCAUUUUUUGACUCUCCAAAUUGAUUUUUGGUUUUGUGGUUUAUCCAAACCAAACCGAAUGAUUAAAGGACUUAUCAGUUAAUCAAUAACCAAUAAUACCCUUUAUGGUUUUGAUUAAGAUUUUUGGAAAUUUUCCUGAUUUGGUUUUUGAUUUUCGGUUGAUGGUUUAGUUAACCAAACUGACAACCCUUAUUACCCCACUUAAUCCGGAGUGGAGAAAAUUUAUACCACGGAUAAAGGUUAAUAUGAUCUAAGGGAGGCAAAUGUCUUAUGGCAUACCUUAAUCUCUUCGGUUAUAGAUUUUUAGCACCAUGAUGGUGCCUUUAUAGUUUGUCUCUUUGUAUUAAAAUUUUAGUGUUGUGAAGUUAUGGUCGUGCACCUCAUCAACAUAUGGCGGAAAGCAAGUCUGGAGUUCAUAUCUUAAAUGAUUUAUUUAAUCAAGUCAAAGAAUCUCUGAGGAUAUGCAACUGACUUGAUCGGCUGGUAUGGUACUGAAACUAUUUUCUUCAUUUUAUUUCGAUAAAUUCUAUUACGGCAUUACCGAUGCUCAUAUCAAAAUUACUUGCCCUUAGUGAGGUUGUGUGAUGGUAUGUUACUCAUAGUGUAUUAUUUGUUACAUAUUGCUGUGUUUCUCACCUGGCCAACAUGGAUCCUACAUGGAGGAAGCCUUCCCAGAGCAGGAGCCACUUACAGGGAAGGUUUUUCUCUCUUCCCAACGUUCGUGUCAGUUUCGUGUCUUUUUGUUAUUUGGAGCUUUCAUAGAGUGGUCCACCUUGAAACAUAACAGACUUUUCCAUCGGGAAUCCAGUUGCAUACGAAUCACCGUUCUUUAUCAUUAUAUGUUUUGUAUUUUGUUGUCCGACCAUUCUCUAUGGGCUUAUCUUGAAUAAAAAAAACUUAAUUUAGCAAAUUAUGUUGAACAAAAUAUUUAAUCAUACAGUUCAGUACAUGACGUGUUUGUAUAUCUUUUAACAAAAUACGAAUGUUUGUCAAUAUCAGUACUUGAUAAGAGUAUUUUAGUCACCACAUUGGCUAUAAUUAUCCUAAGAAUUAGAGUUUGCAAGUUAACUAACUUAAUUAAUAUUAUGCGAAAUAAGUGGACUUAAGAAGCAAAAUUAAGAAAAUCCAAUCACUAAUGGACUUUUCAGCCCAGGUAAUCCUAACGGGAAAAUAAAUUACAAAAUUCUAUACACUAUUGGACCCGUGUCUUUUCUUCGUGAGAUUUAUCAUGACAGUUGACACCCACUCAACCUCAGUAAAUUGUUUAGUCACUUUUUUCUAUCAACUUAGGCGUGGUUUGGAUAGAUCAAUAUAGAAAUUAGAUAAUUUGACCAAUUGUUUCAUUUUAUAAACGAGGCAAUUACAAUGAGGUCAUUCGGAUUACCUGCUCCUCCCCAGAGAAUUGAUAUGGACUCAAAACAGAUCAAUUCAAAAUAGCUCAGACAAAUUGAUCCAUCCAAAUUUUUUGCUUGCAAAUUAGUCAAUUUGUUCCUAUUGUCUCAAAACGACACAAUUGUGUCAAAUUGAUUCUUUACAAUUUCUCAUCCAAACGACCAUUAAAUUUUUGAAAUUCGCCCCUCUUGCUUUAUGAUAUUUUUGGUGUGCUUCAGUGGAUUUGUGGUAUGCUUUGUUUGAGUUCUGGUGUGUUUUAAAAAACUUGUGGUUUGCUUAAUAAACUUUUCAUAUGCUUUGUAAGGUUUCUGGUGUGCUUUAGUGGAGUUGUGGUUUGCUUUGUCAUGGUUUUGGUGUGUUUUAUAAUACUUGUUGUUUGCUUAAAUAAACUUGUGGGUUCUUUAAUAAAGUUUAGGUAUGCUUUAUGAUGUUUCUGGUGUGUUUUAAUGGACUUGUGGUAUGUUUUGUCAGGGUUUUGGUGUGUUUUAGAAAAUUUGUGGUGUGCUUUAUGGAGUUUGUGAUAUGGUCAGUUGUGGUGUGCUUGUGAUAUAGUUAAUUGUUGUUUGCUUUAGUACUUGAAAUUAAUUUAUUAGUUAUAACUCCUAAAAAAUUUGAUGAAAAAUUAUAUUUUAGUACCUAAGUAUUUUUCUUCUUACAUUUUGGUACAUGAACUUCUAAAAAUUUACAAAUAGGUCCACUUUUAAGAAACUUGUAUUGUGUUUUAUGAGACUUGUGGUAUGUUUAAUAAAUUUCUGGUCUAGACUUGUGGUCUGUUUAAUUAUGUUGUCGUCUACAUUUUGUGGAGUGGAUUUUGUGGUUCCCCACCUCUUUCCCAUUUAAUUCACAAGGCACACGUGACGUAAAUCCCUCUUCCCCCAAUUUUUCAAAAUACCUAGCGUGUCCCUCCUUUCUUUCUCUUCAUUAAUCUUGGUCAACUCAUUAAAAUUAAAAAGUCAUCCAAACGAAAUGCUUUUAUUAGCUGUAGAUAGUGUUAACUUAAUGUUAACAAAAAACUGUUAGCACACUAGCACCUCCUCUCUUAGUAUAAUGUUACCAUAAUGCUAAUAGAAAAGUGUUAGCACACUGGUCCCUCCCUCUUAGUCCUUACCUAGCUUCCACACUAGUAAAUUACAAAGUGUAAGAUUAUAUCUAUGGGUUACGAUUUACGAACUUAAGAUAGCUAAUAAUCAAAUAUGUCCUUCUUUCGCAAAAAAUAAAAGGUUAACCAAGAGAUUAUGAGUUAGAUUCCUUUACGUACCCGAACCUAUUAAAAAGAAAUUUAUCACAUACAGAUCGUUUGGUACCAAAUGAAUCAAGAAUUCAUUUUAUUUUAAAAUGAAUUACUCUAUAGAAUUCAUUAUCAAAUGAAAUCUUUUGUUUGGUAUGUCAUAUUCAAAUCCUUAGAAACAAAAUGAAUUGUCAUGCAAAAUUUAUUGUGAAAUGAAUUUCUGUGUUUGGUAUGUCAUAUGUAUAAGUAAUUUAGUUAUUAAAAAGGAUAAUUAUAUCAUUCUAUUGUAAUUAAUAAAUACUUGUGGAAUUUAUUUUCCAAUUCCAUAGAAUUCAAAAUUUAGAAUUGAAAAUAAAUUCUUCUGAAUACCAAACACAAAAAUAUUUCAUUUCAAAAUGAAUUUCACAAAACAAAACUUAUUAAAUUCAUUUAUACCAAAUCCCACUUAGCUAUACAUCAAGAAGAGCAGCCAAAUAACCAAAUCUUAAUACAGUCCAUCCAAUUUUAAUAUAUGAGCCAAGUGCCCAAGUGCCAAGUCCCACCCUCCUCCCACAAUGUAGUUUCAGUUCUAAUAUAAUCAAUCAUUACCCCUUUAGAAAUCAUAUAAUAAUAAACAUUUUAUUGAUAGAAUAAAAGAAAAAAAAAUCUAUACAUUAAUACACUAGGAGUCUUCGACCCUUGCCUUCAAAUUCCCUCCCUUUUCCAGAUCCCGCUUAUAAAUACAACCUGCCAUUUCAAUUCAAACUCGUCAAACCAUUCCAUCAUUCAAACUUGCCUCUGCAAAUACACCCACAAAAGAAGAAUCCCUCCUCUCCUCCUCAAAUUACCCUCUGAUCAGCCAUGGGGAAAACCUUGUACCAAUGUUCCAUUCUUCUCACACUCCUUGCCUGCCACGGAAUCCUGCUGACCACAGAAUGCAGGCAACUCCGUUCCAUCACAAACCCACCACCGCCGGCAUCCCCAAUUUCAGACACUUCCGGUGAUCAAGACGCAGGAUCGAAGGAAGACUUCCGUCCGACGGCGCCCGGCGUCAGCCCUGGCGUCGGACAUCCCGAAACCGGAAGUAGCAAUGCAUCUGAUUCGAACGGUAAAGAUGAUUUCCGGCCAACGGCGCCAGGGUUUAGCCCCGGGGUCGGCCAUGCAGUCGGGUUGCGGAACAGAGCAGCUUUUGGUGACGAAACAGGGGAGCUUAUAGCGACCAAAAACUACAAUAACGACGGUUUCAGGCCCACCGCCCCUGGGUUCAGCCCGCGAGCAGGGCACGCCGCGUUGACCGAUGACGUGGACGCCUUCAGGCCGACGAAGCCCGGACAAAGCCCUGGAGUCGGCCAUGCAGCCGAGCUCGAGAGCAGUGAUGUUGAUCAAAAGGGUUACUCUGUUUCAGGAGAAGCGCAGGAUUUCAAGCCCACUCAGCCUGGACAUAGUCCUGGAGUUGGGCAUAAGAACUAGAGAAAAUGAAAAUAUUGUCAUUGAUCACUAUGCAUAUUUGGGGUAAUUUGGAUGACUAGUUAAUCAUUCAUGUAUAGAAAUUUGGAUCCUGAAUGAUAUUCAAUCUAGUUUUUUUCUUCUUUUUCGCGUUGAUAGUUUAAAUUGAUUUCUAUUAUGAUACGAUAGUGUUUAAGGUAAAAAGGGGAGAUAUAGCUAGCCCCUAGUCCUGAUUCCUGAUGCAUAUUGUAUUAUAUCUAUGUAUUAAUUCUAGUUUUCAUGUCCCUAUUUGAAAAUAAAAAUUAUACUUGGCA